UGCAGAGGUAUCGGGGGCAGCAUGGUGGAUCAACAGCAGCCGGAUCAGCAACAGGAAGCCGUGCCAAGCGUGGUGGAGUUGAACGUGGGCGGUGUAUUUUACACCACCGCGUUGACCACCCUCACCCGCGAGAGCGAUUCUCAUCUUGCGACUUUGUUCUCCGGAAAAACGCCGGUCGAGAAGGACGCGAAGGGCCGAUAUUUCUUGGAUCGGGACGGGGUGCUUUUCCGUUACGUUCUCGAUUUUCUACGAAAUCAGGCUCUCGUUCUGCCCGAGGGGUUCCGAGAGAAGGAACGAUUGCGACAGGAGGCGAAUUUCUACGGUCUCCCUGGAUUGGAGCGAGCCGUGCUGGAGAACAACUGCAAGUUCGCCGGUUCUCUGACCAUGUCGGGGAAAAGAACGUCCGGAUACAUAAUCGUUGGCUAUCGCGGCAGCUUCGCGUUUGGUCGCGAGGGUCUGGCGGAUGUCAAGUUCCGAAAAUUGUCCAGAAUACUGGUGUGUGGCCGCGUGACACUUUGCAGGGACGUAUUCGGCGAGACGUUGAACGAGAGCCGCGAUCCCGAUCACGGGAGUUCGGAUCGUUACACGGCCAGGUUCUUUCUGAAGCACAGCUCGAUCGAACAGGCGUUCGACAUGCUACAGGAACAGGGAUUCAAGCUGGCCGGCAGCUGCGGUUCCGGUACCGCUGGCGGCAGCGCGGAGCAACUGAAACCCGGCGUGGACUCCGAGGAGAAUCGUUGGAAUCAUUACAACGAGUUCGUUUUUGUCCGCGAUUAA
Molecule: messenger RNA, 777 nt
Organism: Dufourea novaeangliae
Lineage: Eukaryota; Metazoa; Arthropoda; Insecta; Hymenoptera; Halictidae
Gene: Ktl
Product: BTB/POZ domain-containing protein KCTD16
Exons: 1
Coding region: 22-777 (251 amino acids)
Biological process (GO): protein homooligomerization
Molecular function (GO): protein binding
Source: RefSeq, a predicted model, not a curated record